Messenger RNA from Hippocampus comes (tiger tail seahorse), 2739 nucleotides. Its product is annotated as ETS-related transcription factor Elf-1-like. The coding region runs from base 461 to 1747 and encodes 428 amino acids. The transcript is spliced from 8 exons. NCBI's taxonomy places the organism in Eukaryota, Metazoa, Chordata, Actinopteri, Syngnathiformes, Syngnathidae. Gene Ontology annotation, biological process: regulation of transcription by RNA polymerase II; cell differentiation. Gene Ontology annotation, cellular component: nucleus. The record is from RefSeq and is a predicted model, not a curated record. Gene Ontology annotation, molecular function: DNA-binding transcription factor activity, RNA polymerase II-specific; sequence-specific DNA binding.
AAAACAUCAAUAACUGCGAAGCUGCUAAGGUUGGAGGAUUAACGGGAUUAAAAUAUGACUCGAAUUAAUUCCUUCAAGCUAUUUUCCUCGGGUUGAAAAGCCGCGGCGUCGUACGGAAAACCUGAUUACCGCUGUGAUCUUCCACAGAAAAGAGCGAAAGGUUCCAGUCCAACCAUUGGACGUUUUUCACCGCAGCCACUUCCCCAUUGAAAGUCAAAGCGCGAGAGGCAAACGUUACUUCCUGUGACAAAUUUGUCUUGAUGCUCAUCUCGUACACUCGCAUUCGCCGUUGAGAUGCCAGCAUCAUCAUAUCCUGAGAUGCUCGCUCCUCAGAUCAUCUAAAGGUCAGCCCGCAAAGAGCUUCUGCCUAGAGACAAGAAAACGUUUCAGUUUUCAGAAGAUUCCGGUGAUGUUUACGCCAUCUCGUUAGAUCUGCACCGGUGUUUUGGCAUUUCCAGCCAUGCUACAGCAAUCAGAGCUCAUUUUUGACUUCGCCAGUGACCAUGUCACCCUGUCAGGGUUGGGGGUUCAUUCGGAUUUCCCAGGUGUGCUCGUGGAGCAGAUUCCACAUCCGCACCUGUUGGCAUAUUCAGGAUUUUUGUGUGAGGAGACACACGAAUACGACCAACAGUUGCCGAAAGUGGACCCAUGUGAAAGUGGAGACGAAGAGACCAUGGAAACGCUCGUUGCUGCAGACUCGCUUCUGGACUUGGACUGUCCAGAUACUCUGUCACUGGAACACUACUCCCAGACCUUCCUGCCAUCAUUGGGCGAUGUCAUCAACGCCCCUGUGACUCAAGUGACGGUGUCUGCCGAGGGGAUUUUGGGAGCUGUCGAAGAGCCAGAAUGGCACACGUUGCACGCAAAUGAGCCGGCGACCCAGCUGCAGUCCAAACAAAGAAGUAGAAAACGGCAUCGAAGGGCAGAGUCGCCUACUCCUGACAUAAAAGUGAAGGGAGACAAAUACAAUAAAGGUGGGAACACGCUCUACUUGUGGCAGUUCCUCAUGGAGUUGCUGCAGGAUAGACAAAUUUGCCCGCGCUACAUUAAAUGGACCAAUCCCAGCGCCGGAAUCUUCAAACUGGUCAACUCAAAGGCAGUGGCGAGACUUUGGGGCAAACACAAGAACAAGCCAGAUAUGAAUUAUGAGACCAUGGGCAGAGCACUAAGGUAUUACUACCAAAGAGGCAUCCUGAAUAAGGUUGAAGGCCAGCGCCUUGUCUAUCAAUUCACCACACUCCCUGAAGACAUGAUCUAUAUCACCGAUGGCGAAGGCGUCAAAGAAGAAGAAGAAGAAGAAGAACACGAUGAGAACAGUGCUAAUGACGAAGGAGUGAGCGAGGAUUCUGAUGACGGCACGGUAACUUCAAGCGACCAAUCGGUUGAGGAAGAAUAUGCCAUCCCGCCAAAGAAGACUUCAGGUUGCUCUGCCCAGCGGAGCCGGCCCACUCGCGACACUGUCCUUCGACCUGCCAGCUCCAGUCUCAUCCAGGAGCAGCAUUUGCCCAUUGUGUCUGCAGAGAUGUUGCGCACCCUCCAGAACCUGCAGAAGGUCCAGUCCCUUCAGCCGGCGGGUCACGCCUCCGUUUUCAAAACGGCUCAGCUGCUGGGGAGUCUGUGUGAGCAACAGGCUUCUGAUGACACUCGGGGUGCACUGGAAACACGCGAUCGAAAGUCACAGUCGGGAGCCAAGGGUUCUCAGGUGGAGAACCCAAAACUGGUGCCGCUUAUUGGCUCCGACCAGUAAAUUAAUGAGCCAUCCACAAACACAUUGUACACACAUGCGCAGACAUCCCGCUUAGCUGCUGAGCUGCAAUGCCAGCGGGCAAGCGUUUGGAUUCAAAAGAAUCCGGAAAGAAAAGGCCAUAUCCAUCAUCAUCCUGUCUCGGUCACUUGUAUCUGGUAAAUCCAGAAGAAACCAAAGACAUGCACUGGAACUUGCAGCGUUUCUGCACGCGCCCUCCACUUGCACUUCUGAGGAGCACAACGCCAUUCUUCUCGCUGUCUGUAACUCCUCACAUGCUGAAGCAUUCCUCUGCCUUGACGAUGACUUUGCACUAAUGUUUAUCCCUGCUGUAUGUUCCUUCUUUAAGUGCCUGACGAUCUCAGUACAUCCUGUGCCUCUUUACUCUGGAGGGUAGCACGGGAAACAUUCCACUUUUUGUUUUUUUUUCUUCGAUAUUAUUGAAUUGUUUUUGUUAUGCAUUGAUACAAAUAAGGGAUCACUGUCAGAGUAGUUAUUUAGCACUUCUGCUGUUAAUAUUUGAGGUACAGUAUCUACAGCAGACUCCUUUUUGUUUUUGACAAUCGCUCGUGAUCUCUGUCUUUUAUUUAGCUACUGUGUCGCCUGUAGUUACACUGCAACUAUUGAGCUAUCCUGCAAUGCACGUGUUGUUUGCUCAGCCUUUAGAUAUGCUUAUGUGGAACUCUAAAGUCUUGAUAUAUGUACUUAUUGUGUAUUUACUGUAUGUCUGAACAUGCUUGACUUGUGCCUUGUUGCCAUUUUUUUUUCUCUCUCAGGUUUUGUUUUGCCUCUAUGCAAAAAAAAAAAUGGCUGGCCUUUCAUCAUGAAAGAAUGAGUAAAAUUUUUUGAUAUCCAGAUUUAUUCAAUUUUUGAUGUAUUUACAGCCUUUGUUUGAACCUUCCUACGCCAGCCCACAAGUUUCAAAUCACUCCACAAAAAAACCCAUUGAAGACUAAUGUCUGUGACAAUAACAUCCGUUAAAAGUCAUAACUCUG